CUCAAAAGUCUAAAUGGCAACACCCUUCACCAAUAACUCCAUCCUUAUCCUUCUACUCAUUGCAUUCCUGAGUUUCAACCAAACCCUAGCCAGCCAGAGGUCCUGUACUACAUCCCUAGUACUUGGUCUGAGGCAUGCUCGGAGUUCCAUUCGGAGUCCAACAUCCUCCGCUAACUCAAAAAAGAUACCAUCACAAGUCUUAGACUUGAUGGAGCCACUGAGGGAAGUCAGAGAUGGGUAUCUGAUAUCUCUCAAUUUGGGGACACCCCCACAAGUCAUUCAAGUUUAUAUGGAUACUGGUAGUGACCUUACUUGGGUUCCUUGUGGAAAUCUCUCUUUUAGUUGCAUGGAUUGUGAUGACUAUAGAAACACUAAACUAAACCCUACUUUCUCUCCUUCAGCUUCUUCUUCAUCACUUAGAGACCUAUGUGGUAGCCCCUUUUGCAAAGAUAUCCAUAGCUCCGAUAACGCUCUCGAUCCAUGCACCAUGGCCGGUUGCUCACUCACUACCCUUAUUAGGGGAACAUGUCCUAGACCAUGCCCUUCAUUUGCUUAUACCUAUGGUGCGGGUGGGGUUGUCGUAGGGACCCUUAGUAGAGAUACACUAAGGGUUCAUGGAUUUAGUAGCAGUAACCCUAGCAAUGUCACUAGUGAAAUUCCCAGUUUCUGUUUUGGGUGCAUUGGGUCUACUUUUAGAGAGCCAAUUGGUAUUGUAGGGUUUGGUAGGGGACCGCUUUCCCUCCCAUCGCAACUAGGGUUCCUACAAAAGGGCUUCUCUCACUGUUUCUUGGCCUUCAAGUAUGUAAACAAUCCCAACAUUUCAAGCCCUCUAGUUAUAGGAGAUGUUGCUAUUUCUUCUAAAGAAAAUAUGCAAUUCACUCCAAUGUUGAAGAGUCCCGUUUACCCUAAUUACUACUAUAUUGGUCUGGAAUCUAUCACGAUAGGUAAUAAUAGUAUUACACAAGUGCCCUUAAGCUUGAGAGAGUUUGAUUCACAAGGUAAUGGGGGCAUGUUGAUUGACUCAGGAACCACUUAUACUCAUCUUCCUGAGCCAUUUUACUCGGACGUUCUUUCAGUGCUCCAAUCAGUGAUAACAUAUCCUAGAGCCAAGGAAAUGGAGAUGAAGACUUCUUUUGAUCUUUGUUAUAAAGUUCCAUACACAACCAAUGCUUCCUCAGAUAAUCUCUUUCCUUCAAUCACUUUCCAUUUCUUGAACAAUGUAAGCCUUGGAUUGCCUCAAGGCAAUCACUUCUAUGCUAUGGGACCUCCAAUCAACUCCACCGUGGUGAAAUGCUUGUUGUUCCAAACCAUGGAUGAUGGCGAUUAUGGGCCGGCCGGAGUGUUUGGGAGCUUCCAGCAACAAAAUGUGGAGGUCGUGUAUGACUUGGAGAAGGAGAGAAUUGGGUUUCAAACAAUGGACUGUGCUUCAGCUGCAGCCUCUCAAGGCCUUCACAAAAGAUAGUGGGAUGGUAGUUCUUGCUGUGUUGUGCAACUGCUUAUCAGCAGACAGAAUACUGUGAGGAUUGGCGGUUGUGAUAUUUGAAUUCCUUUUGCUUUGUGCCUUUAUCUUUGAUUUCCAUGCUUUGUUGCCCUAAAGAGAUAAGAAAUGAGCUGGUUAUAUUCCCAUAGCUUGGUGAUAGGA
Rosa rugosa (rugosa rose) is the source of this 1642-nucleotide messenger RNA. RefSeq names its product probable aspartyl protease At4g16563. Gene Ontology annotation, biological process: proteolysis. The record is from RefSeq and is a predicted model, not a curated record. Bases 14 to 1462 code for a protein of 482 amino acids. Gene Ontology annotation, molecular function: aspartic-type endopeptidase activity. NCBI's taxonomy places the organism in Eukaryota, Viridiplantae, Streptophyta, Magnoliopsida, Rosales, Rosaceae. The transcript has a single exon. Gene Ontology annotation, cellular component: extracellular region.